AGGAGAGGACGUCUUGAUGAGGAAACAAAACAUAACAUUCCCAGAAGCCAAGUCAAUCCGACGUGGAAGCAGUUCUCUCUUUCAGGAGGAAAAGAAAACCCCAUUUUGAAACAAAUAGUCUGACAGACAGAAACAUCAACAAGGAAUGGCCUCUGCUAACACUUCCGGGUCUGAAGAGAACUUUUCAUGUUCCAUCUGUCUAGAUGUGUUCAGCAGCCCAGUUACCACACCUUGUGGACACAACUUCUGCAGAACCUGUAUUACAAAGUACUGGGAUGGACAAGUCAAGUUCAAGUGUCCUCUUUGCAACAUGGCUUUCAACACAAGACCUGAUUUACGGAUUAAUACCCUCUUAUCAGAGCUGGCCGCUCAGUUUCAAACAUCCAUACGAGUAAAAGAUCAGCUCUGUGUUAAACCCGGAGAAGUUCCCUGUGACGUCUGUACUGGGACCCAGCUGAAGGCUGUGAAGUCCUGCCUAGUGUGUUUUAUCUCUUACUGCCAAACCCACCUGGAGCCACAUCAAAGAUUCGCAGUUCUUAAGAAACAUCGGCUGGUCGAGCCUAUGGACCGUCUGGAAGACAGGAUGUGUAAGAAACACGACCGACUUCUGGAGCUCUUCUGCCGGACUGAACAGGUGUGUGUGUGUCAGUCCUGCACAGAGACAGACCACAAGUCCCAUCCUGUUGUACCUCUAAAGGAGGAAUAUGAAGUGAAGAUGGCCCAGCUGGGGAAGAUGGAGGCUGAAGUCCAGCAGAUGAUCCAGGAGAGACAAAAUAAUAUUCAGGAGAUUAAAGACACAGUUAACCGCAGCAAAGCAGACGCAGACAGAGAGAUAGCCCAUGGUGUGCACAUCCUCACUGCUCUGAAGCGCUGCAUUAAAAAGUACCAGGAUGACGUCAACCGAAUGGUUAAAGAGAAACUGAAAUCCACUGAGAAACAAGCUGAAGACCUCAUCAAAGAGCUGGAGCAGGAAAUAGAAGAUCUGACCAGUAGAAAGAUCGAGGUGAAGAAGCUCUCACACACUGAAGACCACCUUCACUUCCUCCAGACCUUCAGAUCCCUGAAGGAUCCUCCACCCACCAGGGACUGGACCACGGUGGAGGUCCUUCCUCCGUCAUACGUAGGGACCUUGUGGAGAUCCCUGGAUCAGCUGGAGGAGACACUGAACAUGGAGAUGGAGAAGCUGCCUGGUGAUGCUGAACUGAAGAGGGUCCAACAGUAUGAAGUAGAUGUGACUCUGGAUCCUGAUACAGCUCACCCCCAUCUCAUCCUGUCUGAGGAUGGGAAACAAAUACAUGAUGGUGGUGUGAGGAAGAAACUCCUAGACAACCCUAAGAGAUUUAGACAGGGUAUAUGUGUUCUCACAAGGCAGAGUUUCUCCUCAGGGAGAUUUUACUUUGAGGUUCAGGUUAAAGACAAGACUGGAUGGUGUUUAGGAGUGGCCAGAGAGUCCAUCAACAGAAAAGAUCUGAUCAUAGCGACCCCUGAGUCGGGUUACUGGACUCUCUUCUCCUACAAGGAUGGGUUGGUAUUUAAUGAUGACCCUGCUGUCCGUCUCCCUCCGAGAGCUGAGCUCCAGAAGGUGGGGGUGUUUGUUGAUUAUGAUGAGGGUCUGGUCUCCUUCUACGAUGUGGAAGCCAGGGUUCAUAUCUACUCUGCUACUGGCUGCAGCUUUACUGAGCCUCUCUAUCCAUUCCUCGGUCCAUGGCGCUGUGAUUAUGAAGGUAUAAACUCUGCCCCCCUGAUCAUCUCACCUGUCAAUCAAACAGACUAGGACCUUUGUUUGAUAAUGAAAUAAUCAAACGACCGAAACAACUAAUGUUGUUUCAUGAAUUAGAAUGUGUACCAUGUGAGAUCUGAGUGAACUGUAUUCAUAUCUUACUGCUGUCAUAUAAAAAUGAGUAAUUAAGUAGGAAGUGAACCCUGACUAUUAUAAAUGAUAAGGGUUAAACAUUAUAUUCUUCAUUGUCUGUUUUCUCCAGUCUUUUAAGGUUUACUGCUAUACAAGUAUUAAUGGUUGCAGUCAUGUAUAGCAUGGUUUCAGGAUUGAUGGGUAUUUCAUAAUCAUCUAAACAUUACUUUUAGUUUAUACUUCGGAAUCAUGAAUGACAACAUAAUCAAAUGUAAAAAUACUUUUGUGAUGCAAAUAAAAAUGGAAAAACAGCUGACGAGUCAAUGACUUUGAAUGUCCACCAUACAACAACCCAACAUGUGUAAGACAAAGAUCACAGUUACUACAUGUCAAGAUUCUCCCCAUGUGUGUGAGUACUGUGACUUUGUCUUGUCAUCUCUCCUCUCUCCAUCCUCUCAUCUUAGUUCCUCCUCUCUCUUUCCUCUCUCUUCUUCCUCUCCUAUCUCCUAUGUCUGCUCUCCUUUCUAGCUCAUUCAGGAUUGUGUUGAGUAUUGU
This is a messenger RNA of Gadus macrocephalus (Pacific cod), 2407 nucleotides long. RefSeq names its product E3 ubiquitin-protein ligase TRIM39-like. Gene Ontology annotation, molecular function: zinc ion binding; protein binding. The record is from RefSeq and is a predicted model, not a curated record. Bases 146 to 1774 code for a protein of 542 amino acids. NCBI's taxonomy places the organism in Eukaryota, Metazoa, Chordata, Actinopteri, Gadiformes, Gadidae. The transcript has 2 exons.